AUGCUAUAUAAAACUCAGCUUUGUUCUUUUUAUGCAAAAGGUAUUUGUGCAAGAGGCAAUAAAUGUAGCUGGGCACAUGGUCAGUUAGAUGUUAGACCAAUGCCCAAAUUCUACAAAACAAGAAUGUGUUACACAUUUUUAUCAGGAAGUUAUUGUGAAGCUUCUAAAUGUACUUUUGCUCAUACAGAAGAAGAAUUAAGAGGAUCAGGAAAAGCCCUUAGAUUGUGUACAAAAUAUUUCUUAGAUGGUUAUUGCAACAAAGCAGAUAAAUGCCCAAUGGCUCAUAACAUAAAUCAACUUGAUCCUUCUGUUAAGUUUUCUUCAACAGAAUUAAUGAAUAGAGUGUAUAAUAAUGAUGAAAAUUUGAAUUAUAAAAAUAAGUUAGAUUUAAAAAAUAAUGAAAAUAAUAUGUAUAUGAAAAAUGAUGAUCAAAAUAAUCAAGAAGAUAAUAAAGAAGAUAAUUACAAUAUCAUUAGCCAAUUUAAUGAAAACGAACAAGCUAUAAAAAAUCCAAAGAAAAAUACACUUAAUUUUUAUUCAAAUAAUGAUAAAAAAACAUACAAGGAAUAUUUACUAGAAAAUAAUCUAGAAAAUGAUUAUUUCAAUGAAAUGAAAAAAAAAAAGGAAAAUGAAAAUGUUUUUUUCAAUAACAGUGACCCUUUAAUUAAUAAUGAUUGUAUAAAAAAUAAAAAUACAAAAAAUGAUUUCAUAAAAAAUGAAUUUUUAAAUAAUCAUGAGAAUUUAAAAAAUGAUUAUCAUCAUAAGAAUGAAGAUUUUGCAAAAAACAAUGAAUUUUUAAAAGUAAAUGAGAAGCUAUCCCCCAGUGAAUACAACUAUAAUCAAGAAUUAAAUGGAAGAGAAAGCAAAAAUUUUAAAUUAUAUACAUAUAAAAACGAUGACAAUAUUGACAUGCUUAAUAAUUAUGAAAAUUUUAAGAAUAUGAAUAUCAGCAGUAAAACGAGAUUAAUUAAUGAUUAUUAUAAAAACAGUAUUUCAUCAAUAGAGACGAAUAUGCAAAAUAUUGAUAACAUACAUUUAGAGAAGUUAAAAAAUUUAAGAAAAAUAGAAAAGGCAAAUUUAUCAUCCAAUGCAAAUUGUAACUUAAACUUUAAUUUAUUAAAUAAAAUGGAUAAAAAUGAUAUAGAUUUUGAAGAAGAAAAAAUUGUUUAUAAUAAAUCAAAAAAAAAAGAUACUGUAGAAAAUUCUGUAUUUGAUUCUAAUACUACCUAUGAAAAUUCAAAAAACAAUUCCAAUUAUUAUUGUGAUAAUAUUAUAAAUUUAAAUAAAACAAAAGAAAAUUUAGAAAACUGUGAAAAUGAUAGUUUAAGUUUUAGCUACAAGAGCAACAUGACCAAUGAAAAAAAUGUUAAUCAACUUAAUUUAGAUAAUCUUAUAUACAAUAUAAACAAUAUUAAUUUAGUAAAUAUGAAUAAUGAAAUGGAAGCUAAAAAUAAAAAUAUAAAAUCUGUUGUAAUGAAAUCAAACAAAAGUAAAGUUCAAAAUUGUGAAAAGACAAAUAUAGCGAGUUUAAAAGAAGAAAAUAAAUCAGAUAACGAAAAAUAUUUCCAUGAAGAUAUUAAUUCGCAGUAUGUUAAUAAUUCAGAUUAUAAUAUUAAAAAAUACCUUCUUUUAAAUAAGUACAUAAUUGAUAAUUCUAAUAAGUAUAAUGAGCAAUUACUAGUAUCAAAAAAUGCAAACAGUGAUAUCGAUGACAAUAUAUUAAAUAAUUAUAAUUUUAAAAAUAAUUAUACCAAUUCAAAUGCAAAUAAUAUAUACAAUGGUAUAAAUUUAAGUGAUGGAAUAAAUAAUAUAAAUGGUAAUAGUUUAAAAAAAAAUCUAAAUAAUUUAACUAAUACCAAGAAGAAUAUAAAUAAUAACACAAGUAAUAUUAAUAAAUUGAACAUAGACAGUAUUAAUGAAAUAAAAAAGUUUAAAAAUUUAGAUAAUAAUAAUGUGGAAAAUUUAAAUAAUCACAAUUUCAAUAAUGGUGAUAUAACUGCAAACGAAGAGAAUGAUGAUGAAAAUUCUAAUGACUUUAUUUUGAAAAAUUUAAAUAACAAUAUAAAUAAAAAUAUCCUUUUAAAUAAUAAAAUAAGUAUGCUAAAUAAAAAUAUAAAUAAUGAAAAUGUAGAUCAUUUAAACAAUGAAGAUGACGAAGAAAUUAUAAAUAUCAAAAACAAUAAUGAAAUUAUUAAUAAUCAUAUAGAACAUAAAAGAAAUAUGUAUAUGUUAAAUGUAAAUAACAUGAAUUUUAUGAAUAAUAUUGAUAUAAAUAGAAUUAAUGAUAAUAUAAAAAGUAAGUUAAAUAAUAUUAAUGAAAAUAUCACAAAUUUUGAAGAUAUUAAUAAGAUUCUAAUAAACGAAAAUCCUAACAAUAUUAAUUAUAAUUUAGAUAAUUUUUUGAAUAAAAAGAAUGUAGAUAAAAUGACUAAUAGUUUAGAAAACAGUUCCAGCAAUUCUAAUAAUUUAAAAUAUUUAAAUAGAAAAAAUCUUAUAUAUAAAUCUAAUAAUUUUAAUGAAAAUAUGAAUUUAGUAGAUAUAUGUGCGUUGAAUAGUAAUAAUAAUAUAAAAAGUGUUGAAAUGAAUACAAACAUAAACAAUGGUAUGAUAAAUAAUAAUAUGAGUAGUGGUAGCAAUAAUAAUAACAAUACCACUAAUAAUAUUAAUAAUAACAAUAAUAACAAUCAUGUUAAUAAACAUAAUAACACCAAUAGCAUUAAUUGUAAUAAUAUAAGUAAUAAUAAUAAUGAAAAUAAUAUCACUAAUAACAUUAGUAGCAAUGAUCAUAAUUAUUAUUUCAAUGAUUAUAAUAAAAUAGAUAUUUCUAAUUUAGCAAAAUAUAAUUAUUCAAAUAAUUAUAUAGAUACAAAUAAAAAUAAUUAUAUUGCAAAUAAUAAUUCAGAAAUGUAUGAAAUUUCUUAUAAAAAUGAUGAAGGUUUUACUAAUUAUAUUUAUAGUAAUAAAAAUGAUAUAAUUAAUAAAAGGAAAAAUUCAUCUAAUAUUAAUGUAAAGGAUGAUCAUAUAUUAUAUUUUAAUAAUAAAAAUGGAAAAAAAAUUUUAAAAAACUUUAAUCCUUUAACUUAUAGCUUCAGUGGACUAUGCGAAUGUUUAAGCAAAAAUGAAGAAAUAAAAAAUAAAGAAUAG
Plasmodium relictum is the source of this 3144-nucleotide messenger RNA. Its product is annotated as zinc finger protein, putative. Bases 1 to 3144 code for a protein of 1047 amino acids. The record is from RefSeq and is a predicted model, not a curated record. NCBI's taxonomy places the organism in Eukaryota, Apicomplexa, Aconoidasida, Haemosporida, Plasmodiidae. The transcript is spliced from 5 exons. Gene Ontology annotation, molecular function: mRNA binding; metal ion binding.